Molecule: messenger RNA, 1642 nt
Organism: Epinephelus lanceolatus (giant grouper)
Lineage: Eukaryota; Metazoa; Chordata; Actinopteri; Perciformes; Serranidae
Gene: smyd1a
Product: SET and MYND domain containing 1a
Cellular component (GO): nucleus
Molecular function (GO): protein binding
Source: RefSeq, a predicted model, not a curated record
AUGACUGUGGGGAAUAUGGAGAGUGCUGAGCUGUUUGAUGCUGGGAAGAAAGGUCGAGGCCUGAGGGCCACCAAAGAGCUCAAUGCCGGGGAAGUGGUCUUCGCCGAGGCCGGUUUCUCUGCUGUGGUCUUCGACAGUUUGGCCACUCAAGUGUGCCACAGCUGUUUCCGGCACCAGGUCAAACUGCACCGCUGUGCCCAGUGUAAGUUUGCCCAGUACUGCGACCGCACCUGCCAGACUGCAUGCUGGGAUGAACACAAGCAGGAAUGUGGAGCCAUCAAGAAGAUCGGCAAAGCACCCAGCGAGAAUGUUCGUCUGGCUGCUCGUGUGCUGUGGCGUAUACACAAGGACACAGGCAUUGUGUCAGACACUCAGCUGAUCUCAGUGGACAAGCUGGAGGACCACGUAGCUGAUCUACCUGAAGAAGAACUCAAGCAGCUCAACACAGACGUGCAAAGCUUCCUGGAGUACUGGUCUUAUGGAAGAAAGCAGCACUCUGUCGACUACAUUUCGCACCUCUUUGGCAUUAUCAAGUGUAAUGCAUUCACAAUGAGUGACCAGAGAGGCCUGCAGGCUGUCGGUGUGGGUCUUUUCCCAAACCUUUGUCUGGUCAACCAUGACUGUUGGCCCAACUGCACCAUCAUCCUCAACCAUGGCAACCAGUCAGCGUUGAGCUCUGCUCUCCACUCUCAGAGGAGGAUCGAGCUGAGAGCUCUAGGUAAAAUCUCAGAGGGGCAGGAGCUGACCGUCAGCUACGUCGACUUUCUCAAUCUGUCUGCUGACCGCCAGAAGAAACUGAAGGAGCGUUUCCACUUCGAGUGCGCCUGUGAACACUGCAGCCAGCACAUCAAGGAUGACCUGAUGAUGGCUGCUGCAGAGAGCGAGGGGAACAAACCCUCUGCUGAUAAGGUGAAAGAGGUGACUGCCUUCAGUAAGGAGUGUCUGGAGAAAAUCGAGAGGGCCCGUGUGGAGAAGGAUUAUCAGGAGGUAGUGAAGUUGUGUCGUGAGUGUCUGGAGAAGCAGGAGAACGUCUUGGCUGGUACUAACCUGUAUAAGCUACGUGUGCUCAGCGUUGCCAGUGAGGUGCUCUCAUACAUGCGGUCCUUCCCUGAGGCUGCAGGCUGCGCUCGCAAGAUGGUGGAGGGAUACACAAAGCUGUACCACCCCAACAAUGCCCAGUUGGGCAUGGCCAUCAUGAGAGCAGGCGUCACCCACUGGCAUGCAGGUCAGAUAGAGGUGGGUCAUGAAAUGAUCUGCAAGGCCUAUGGCAUCCUCAUGAUCACCCAUGGACCCAACCACGCCAUCACCAGAGACCUGGAGUCUAUGCGUAUGCAGACUGAAAUGGAGCUGAAGAUGUUCAAGCAGAAUGAGCAUGCGUACCACUCCAUGAGGGAUGCUGCUCUGAAGAGCCAGCCCAAAGUCAGCAGCUCCUAAGAUGAUCAAAGGCCUCCUCCACAAGCAUAAUGACAAUCAUUACUGAUGAUCCCAUCUGACCUUCUAUACUGUUUAUGUACAGUAUAUAAUGUAUAUGUCCUCUAAAGCUCACCAGUGUGUCUGAUGAUACACUGUUCUGUUAAAUUCGACAUGUGCAGAUUUAACAUGUUGCAUGCUCGAUAUCUACAAUAAAAGUGGAGAUAAAUUA